GUCUAACACUUAGCAAGUAGGAAUAAUACCAUAGUGGUCUCAGUGACAACUGAGGAACUUGAGUUGAAAGAAGACACCACGUAUUACGAGGUCAUUUUCUCCGCCGCACGAAAACCAUUGUCCACCGCUAGCCGGAAGUUUGUCUACCAGACUUCACAGGCAUUAACAGGCGGUAGAGCAUUCUGUUUUAAUUAGUUCUAGAGGGGUUUUGAAAUGCGCGCGCCAAGUGUUUGACGUAAUUCCCCAACGAGUUCUGGUUUUUGUUCGAUGACAUGCUGAGAAUCACGAGUUGCGUGGCAUGCGAUUUCACUUUUUGACAUCAGGGCGCCCUUUGUUUCCUUUAGUUUGUGAUUCAAACUUAAGGAAAUGGAUGAACUGCUGAAGAAUAAUUUGUUUGCCACCCACGCUGUUGCAGCCGCAGGGUCCGUAGCAUUGGGGACUGUUUUGACUUACCCACUCGACACUGUAAAAUCCCUGGUGCAGGUUCGAGUUCAAUAUCAGAGUUUUACUGAAUUAUGCAUUGGCUGUGUUUGUGUAAGUUGUACAAUGCAUGCUUGUGUGUCUGGAUGGAAUUUGCACUUUUCUAGCUUGGUUGGAUCAAGUCCAAGUAAGCAUUUAGCUACUGGACAGGUUUUUCAGAGGGUUCUAACGCUUUCAGGGAUUUCGGGUUUGUACAAAGGUAUUGGGUGGUUGGUGCUUGGGAGAAUAUCAGGUUGUGGAGCUCGAUUUGGUGUUUAUGAACUACAGACAGCAUUCUAUAAAGAUGGUAGGGUUGACAAUUUUGUAUUUGUCUCUGAGGCUCUCCUAGCUGGAAUUACUGCGGGUGCUCUGGAAUCACUUCUGAGCUCUCCAUUUGAAAUUAUUAAGCUGCGUGCACAGGUUGCUGCCGCUUCCCGAAUAUCAAAGACAACAUCAACUGUUGAGAGGGGUAUUGCCUCUCCUUUACUUUCAAGAUUAUUAAGGGGAUACUCUCCUGAUAUGAGGGCAAUGAACAACACAGUUGAUCUUCUAUCAACCCUGACGACGAAGCAUCCAAAUACGAUGACUAGCCUCAGAGAGUAUCCUUGGAUGAUGACAGGUUCGGGCAGACCUCCAUCCGUUAUUGAUGUCCGGAGGCCGCGACAUAUAUUUUCUUUUGAAGGAAUUGGUGCCUUUUGGAGAGGGUUAAGGUCUGGGUUAGUGCGGGACUCAGUUUUUGGUGGUGUUUUCUUCUCCACCUGGCAAUUUCUCCACAGAGCAAUGCUUGAUUGGAAAGCUGUUGGGAUGAAUCCACCACCAAGAUCAGAUGAUGAAAUCGGCCCUCUGUCUCCUGUAGCUGUCAGUCUUGCCGCUGGGUUUUCUGGUGCUAUUGCUGCUGCGGCUUCUCAUUCUUUUGACACAGCCAAAAGUCGAGCACAGUGUAUCGUGAUUCCAAAGUACGUGUCCAUGGAGAGGAAGCUUCUUAAAUGGCCUCUGCCAGGGAAGAGAUUCGAGAGGUACACAGGUAUCCACCCUGCUGACAGAAGUAUACUGUUCCGUGGUGUUUGGUUACGGAUGGGUCGUAGUGGGAUUGCGUCAUUUGUAGUUGUAGGAAGUUAUUAUUGGGCAGUUGAUCACUUGGUUCCUAAAUGAAGCAUCCAAUAUUAUUGGGAGCACACUACACCACAUUUCCUACAUCUAUGACUUCCCCUGUACCGCUUUUUUGCCAAUACUUGAAUUGUCAAAUGUGAAUCCUGAGGAAAUGUAUUGAUAGUUUUUAAGGUCCCUCUGAUGACAUCAAUAGAUAAGAUAGUCCAACGAGUCCUUUUGGGGGGUGUAAAAGCGACAACAAUAGUGGGAUAAUGUGCAUGGAAACUGCCUGGAGAUGACCAAGUUGUGGGGAAAACUUUAGAUGAGAGAAUGGGAUACUUUUCAAGUUCUGUUUUUCAUUUUGGUCAAAUUAUUUUACUUUCUGGGAACAUGAAUCUGCAAUCUACUUAGAAAUGCAAACGCACUGAAAUUGCGUAAAUUAGGGUGAAAAAGAAAUGUCCAAAUUUAAUAUAGAUCACAAGGGUGGGGGACCGGAGAGGUAUUUGUUAGAUCUUUGUCAAUUUGCACCGCAAGUGGUAUCUCCACUUGACAGCAGUUGUCUCACAUGGAUAUGUAGUUUUCCAUCUUGUUGAUUCUGUAUUUUUUGGAUCCUACUUUUUCCACACAAGUGUGCUGAUUCAGUUUGGAGCUUCUCAUUUGACUUUGUUUAUGGAUAUUCAGCUCGUUCCAAAAUUUAACCCAAUAUGAUUCUUAGCGCCUUUUUUUCCCUGUUUUCAUUGUAC
Molecule: messenger RNA, 2291 nt
Organism: Oldenlandia corymbosa var. corymbosa
Lineage: Eukaryota; Viridiplantae; Streptophyta; Magnoliopsida; Gentianales; Rubiaceae
Source: the annotation of a GenBank genome assembly